AUGAACGAAGACACUGAAUCCAUUGUCUCGCAGUCGCCUGGCGGUGCUUUGCUGCACGACACACCCGCUAGACGGGAAAAUAACAUCAGGCAGCCAUCAGACACUCGGCCACAGACACCCAUUAACAAGCGGCACAUCUCGCAACUGAGACGCCCGGUUGACGUGGAGCCAAGCCCUCCCUACAGCUUGAAUGAUCACCACAAUUUCGGCAACAGGAUGUCUGUGAAUCCUUUCGAUGGCGGCCAGCCUCUACUGACAGGCAUUGGAGCGCCUCCUUCACAGUUUGCCGAGAUUCGUGAUGCUUGCUAUGCGGCCCAGCCCAUCUGUUUCCACCUGCAGACGGCCCUUCACCGCCAGGUUGGACUGACUGAGGAAGCCCAGGCGAAUUACUAUCGCGAUAUGCGCUCCAUUGGGGACCGCAUUCUUGCCAUCCAGUUGGCCAUCACUUCGCUCGAACAGGAGACUUUCAACGAGCGAGGUCGUACAGCCUCUGUCAUUGCGAAUCUCCGCUCCCAGCUGGAUUCUUCCGUUCAUGAUGGCGACCAGCUCCGUCACCAAGUGCGCAUGCUGCAGACCGAGCUGUCCGCAUACGAGGAUGGCUCUAUCAUGCCUCAUCGAGCGAGGAGCAAUGCUGUUCCCGUAAGCGGAUCUCACCCGGCGUAUUCCCAGGUCAUUGGUGACCUCAGACGACGGACUGAUCAGGAAUUUAAUAUGCCUGUUCGCCAUCCCGGCACCAUUGCGAACCCUGUCACGCCUGCUCGUCACUUGUCUGGACGCUAUGCCGGCUCCGUCAGGCCUACCAACUACCGUGGCCGUGGUGCCUCAGUGAGAGGUCGAUUUGCUGGAGAUCACAUGGCUGGUCGCCAAUCGAGCAUUUCCGUCCACAAUCAUAGCCACCAUGGAAGCUUCAACAGCCAUGACAGCAGCAGCACUGGCGGCUUUUCCAGCGGAGGCAUGCCUUUGCUCACCAUGCAGCCCCACAGCUCUGUGAUCGGCGACAGCUUGGGCAGUCCUACCCGCCGCCCAGCACAGGCAACCCUCGAGAACCUGAGGACUUCGGCUUAUGGAGACCAUGCCUCCAAGCGGCACUCAAACGUGUCCUCGAGGCAGUCUGAUGUGCCCAUCAUGGGCCCCACGCCGCGUCAACUGACCCAGAGCCAGGCUCAGGUACGCGCCAUGGGUCAAUAUGGCCAUGGUAAGAACACUCAUAGCGGUCACGGAAAUGUUGAUGUGAGCGAUGGCGGCAAUUACUGGGCGGCUGAAGAUGGAGGUUCUCCCAUCCCGCUCCUCAAGACCGAACUGGGUCUUCGUAGCACCUCGGACAUACGACCUCCUGGAGCCAUCGGUGGUCGUCCUCCCUCGGCCGACGGAGGUGAUAUUGAUACGCCUAGUCCCGGUGGUAACUCCUCCCUGCAUCCCUCAUCCUCUGCAUCCAACAUCAAGCCCCGCAGGCAGUCACCCCAGCCUUUCCGCGGUCAAGUGACUCCCCAGCUCCCGGAAGGUACCACAAACAACGGAUCCAAGGCAGACCUGCGUCAGCCUCAAGAGGUGCCUUUGCGAAAAGAGACACUCCAUCUGCACACUCAACAAAUGUCCCCUACCCAUACCCCAGGUCAGGGUGGUGGUCAGCAGGCCCCCCGCCAGCGUCAGACUUCGGGCCCGACGCGAGCCCAGCAGCAGCUGCAGCUGCAGCUCUUUGAGCAGGCGGGCGCCAACAAGUCCGUCGCCAUGUUCGAGGGCGAGCCCGAGGAGGACGGCCUGAUCCUGGACGCGGUGGGUAAGGAGUGGCGCAAGGAGUUUGACCAGAUCUUCACCUACGUCAUCGGCUGGGUGCGGUCCAACUGCAACAAGGCCAACGUGGCCAACGACGCGCAGAUCCCGCGCAAGUACCCUCGCCUCUGGGAGUACAUGCUGGAGCUGACCUACCCGGAAAACAUGAAGAACGCGGCGUCGCACGUUCAGUUCCUCCUCUCCGACUCGGAGGUGCGCUGCUACUUCAUCUGCCGCAUGAUGGUGCAGUUCCUCGUCUUCCACGUCUUCUCCAUCGACGCCUGGAUGGCCGACGACCCUACCCGCACCGGCACCAGCGGCCAGCUCCGCGGCCCGGCCAAGCACAAGCUCGCCAUGCUGAUGCGGAUGCGCGAGGGACUGGGAGACUCUGCGACGCCCGAGCAGCGCCGGCGCGUGCAGACUGGCCAGGCCGAGUGCGUGGUCGAGAUGCUGUCGCACUCGGAGUGGCCGAGCGUGCGCCAGCAGCGCGUCAGCGACAUUGUGCACCGGUUCAAGGAGAUGGCCGGCCCUCUGAUGCGCGAGGACGCCGACCGUGCCCUCGCCUCGCACGACCUUUACGGCAUCGCCGUCAAUGCCAUCGAAACCUCGGCCAGGAUCCUGUCGGCCCGCCUGAGCUUCAUCUUUGGCUUCAGCGACUGCGGCGUCAAGUUCUCGGACCAGAUGCACUACGCCGUCAACGCGGCCAACUUCCCGGGCGUCAAGCUGCAGCAGCAGCAGUGGCGUGUCAUGUGCGUCGUCACCCCCAACGUGACGAUCCGGGAUGACUCUGGCUCCACCACUCAGUUGCGCAACAUUGCAAAGGCCAAAGUCAUGGUCAUGCCGUAG
Molecule: messenger RNA, 2616 nt
Organism: Pyricularia grisea
Lineage: Eukaryota; Fungi; Ascomycota; Sordariomycetes; Magnaporthales; Pyriculariaceae
Exons: 3
Coding region: 1-2616 (871 amino acids)
Source: RefSeq, a predicted model, not a curated record